Molecule: messenger RNA, 1275 nt
Organism: Chinchilla lanigera (long-tailed chinchilla)
Lineage: Eukaryota; Metazoa; Chordata; Mammalia; Rodentia; Chinchillidae
Gene: Dnttip1
Product: deoxynucleotidyltransferase, terminal, interacting protein 1
Exons: 13
Coding region: 73-1062 (329 amino acids)
Cellular component (GO): nucleus
Molecular function (GO): nucleosome binding; DNA binding
Source: RefSeq, a predicted model, not a curated record
CCUCGUGACGUCACGGCACCGCUUUCCGGCCGGUGGCAGAGUCGGGUUGAGGUUGUGGGCGUGCGGGACGCCAUGGGGGCUACUGGCGACGUCGAACAGCCGCGGGGACCUCCCGGGACAGAACGGGGCGGCCCCGAGCUGGGCGAUGCAGGCGCAGCAGGGCAGCUGGUUCUGACGAACCCUUGGAACAUAAUGAUAAAGCACCGGCAGGUGCAGCGAAGGGGCCGCCGCUCCCAGAUGACCACAAGUUUUACAGAUCCUGCCAUCUCUAUGGAUCUCCUCCGAGCUGUCCUGCAGCCUAGCAUCAAUGAGGAGAUCCAGACUGUCUUCAACAAGUACAUGAAGUUCUUCCAGAAAGCGGCUAUGAACGUUCGAGACAAUGUAGGGGAAGAGGUGGACACAGAGCAGCUGAUCCAGGAGGCCUGUCGGAGCUGUCUAGAGCAGGCUAAGCUGCUGUUCUCGGAUGGAGAAAAAGUAAUACCCAGAUUGGCCCACGAGCUUCCAGGGAUAAAGCGUGGCCGACUGGCAGAAGAGGAAUGUGCCCAUCGAGGAAGCCCCAUUCCCAAAAAGAGGAAAGGACGGCCUCCUGGACACAUCCUGUCAAGUGAGCGAGCAGCUGCGGGCAUGGUAUGGAAGCCAAAGUCCUGUGAACCGAUUCGCCGGGAAGGCCCCAAGUGGGAUCCAGCCCGGCUGAAUGAAUCUACCACCUUUGUUUUGGGAUCUCGAGCCAACAAGGCCCUAGGCAUGGGAGGCACUAGAGGGAGAAUCUACAUCAAGCACCCACACCUCUUCAAGUAUGCAGCUGACCCCCAGGACAAGCACUGGCUGGCCGAGAAUCACCACAUGCGGGCAACAGGCGGGAAGAUGGCCUACCUCCUCAUCGAGGAGGACAUCCGGGACCUUGCUGCCAGUGACGACUACAGAGGGUGCCUGGACCUGAAGUUAGACGAGCUGAAGUCCUUUGUCCUGCCCUCCUGGAUGGUUGAGAAGAUGCGCAAGUACAUGGAGACACUAAGGACGGAGAAUGACCAUCACGCUGCGGAGCCGCCUGUGCAGACCUGAGGCGGCUGUCUGGGCUACAGUGGACAGCCUGCCUCCGAGGCCUGCUUCCCCACGUCCAGAGGCCACCCCGGGACUGCGCCAGGCAGAUUGCUGCGGAAUUAAAUUUGCAUGGGCUGGUCUGUAGGGACUCACUGCAGAGCACCCCAGACUGGUCUGUGGGUCUGUAUUUUUAAAGUUACUGGGAUUAGAAGCAAUUAAAUUGUUUGUAAUGAA